CUUCUAGUCGUACGAAUUGCGAUUUACGAAAAACACUCAUAUUCCAUAGUCUUAUAGCUUUACAUUUUACAGUUUACUGCUUUAUUCGUCACCCGUCUAACACUAAUGUCAAAUUAAUUUAUUCCGUGGUCUAACUGCUAGUAUAAUAAUAUCUAGUAUCAAGUGUUAUUACUUCUUAUGUUAAUCGUAAUUCUUAAAUCUAUGCUUAAUAACUAAAUUAUCACCUAAUAUAUUAUAUAAAUAAAUUUUUAGGUAUAAACAGAAAAUUCUGUGUUACCUAUUACUUAUAAUUAUUGUUCUGUUCACAGUUAUUGGAAAUAUAUCUCAAGUCUGGGGAGUAGGUACCAAAAAUAUCUGUUGUUUUAGAAGUCAUCAAGGUUAAACGUACAAUCAAAUUUUAAUGGAUCCAUCAGUUUUAACAACAUUAAAAAUUUUAUUAAUUGGGCAAAGUGGAGUUGGAAAAUCAUGUUUGUUAUGCAGAUUUACAGAUGAUACAUUUAAUGUGGACAAUGCAGUCACUAUUGGUGUAGAUUUUAAAAUGAGAAAAAUAACUGUAGAUAAUAAUAAUAUUAAGCUAGCUUUAUGGGACACAGCUGGACAAGAAAGGUUUCGUACACUCACUCCAAAUUAUUACCGUGACGGUCAAGGUGCUGUACUUGUUUAUGAUGUUUCAAACCGAGAUUCAUUUACAUGUUUAGAAACAUGGAUUAAUGAACUUAAUAGAUACUCUACCAAAACUAAUAUUAUUAAAAUGGUUGUAGGUAACAAAAUUGAUAGGGAAAGACAAGUUACUCGAGAAGAAGGUAUUGCUUUUGCUCGUCGCCAUCAAACAUUAUUUAUUGAAACUAGUGCUAAAACCAAAGAAGGCGUUUAUAUGGCUUUUGAAGAAUUAGUUAGAAAAAUAAUAAAUACACCAAGCUUAUGGGAAAAGCUUGACGAUGCCAAUGUGGUUCGGUGUAAUGAUGAUCAUUCAGUAUCGGAGCAAAAAUAUUGUUAUUGUUGACUAUUUAAUCAUUAAAAUAUUUAUGUAAGGUUA
This is a messenger RNA of Metopolophium dirhodum (rose-grain aphid), 1036 nucleotides long. Its product is annotated as ras-related protein Rab-18-B-like. Gene Ontology annotation, molecular function: GTP binding; GTPase activity. The coding region runs from base 401 to 1003 and encodes 200 amino acids. Lineage: Eukaryota; Metazoa; Arthropoda; Insecta; Hemiptera; Aphididae. The record is from RefSeq and is a predicted model, not a curated record. The transcript has 7 exons.